AUGUGGGAUGACGUUGUAGAAGAGGAACCUCAGGCAGCGCCCGCCGCGGCUGCAGCCGAAGCGCCUGCCGAAGGUGCUCCGGCCGCUGAGGGUGCCCCCGCUGAAGGUGCUCCAGAGGCCGACACACCGGCACCACAAAACUUCGAAGACGCUAACAAGCCUAAGAGACUCGUCUGCAAACAUUGGGUCAGGCCGACCUUCUCCACAUACAACUACCUCUACGAAUUCCAGAAGAAUUACUACGACGACCUUAUCAACUAUAUAGAUAGGCGUAACAGGGGUCUGCCAGUCGAAAGGCCCAAACCCCAGACUUGGGGCGAACGCGCUCUCCGUUCCUACUACUCCAAGAGCUACAACUACGACAUCGCCAGAUCAACGAAACAGGAUAGAUACCUCCUCCACCACAUCUCUGUGGGAGCGAAGUUCCACCGCGCUCAUACUAAGUCCUUGAUCUCUAGGAAGUAUUCUAAUCUCGGAUUUAACACAGUGAUUACGUUAUCGUGA
Messenger RNA from Leptosia nina, 504 nucleotides. Lineage: Eukaryota; Metazoa; Arthropoda; Insecta; Lepidoptera; Pieridae. The record is from the annotation of a GenBank genome assembly.